AGCGAAAUUUCAUCCUUUUCAACAUCUCACCUUUCUGGUGAUCCAACAUUCAAGAAGCUGAUAAAACAAACAAAAGCAGACGACAUAAAGCCCAUGCAAAGUUUACUCCAAAAGAGACAUACGAGCAAUGCUUAUUUCUUUUCUUUGAAACAAAAGAAGCUGAUCAAUGGCUGUUUACUACCAUAUCUACUUGCACCAUCUCCAUUUAUUGGUUUAAAUAGAAAGCAAAUAUACAAAGAGUUCUAUGAAGUGAAAUUCAAACCGGCAGAACUGUCUGUUCUAAUGAGCCAACCAAAAUAUAAAUUUGGCGAUCACAAUAGUAAAUGGGAGCAUCCUCCUGUUAACAGGUGUCGUGAAACCACACAAAAGUCCGUGACAAAACGACCAAUGACACUGGACACCAAAAACUCCAAGGCUUCUGACUUUAAACGAAUAUUCAGCCUCGCCUUGCGUUACAAUAAAGUUCCAUGCACAAGAACACUGUCUAUAUUUGGUUUAUAUUUUACUCCUAUACUCUAUUUUGGAAGAGAAGGUGUAAUGCCAUGGGUACCUCUGACAGCUACGACCACAGAUAUGGACAUGAUAACAAUAUCAUCGUAUUUGAACACAAAACAUCCUGACGUAAAAGAUUUGGACAGUUAUAAAUUAAAGCCAGUCAAACACGUUGAUUUAUUCGAAAACGACUGCUUUGGUAAUGUGGCGAUCACAUCAUCGCAUUUGAACACCAAGUAUCCUGCCGUAAAAGAUUUGGACAGUCACAAAUUGAAGCCAGCAAAACAUGAUGAUACACCCGGAAAAGUCUUCUUUGAUAAUGUUGAGACAAUGGAGAAGAACGACAGUAAACAAGUUGAGGUUCAAACUGAAGAACUUGAAGUAAUCAUUGAUGACGAUGACGAUGAUUCGCCAUUUGGAAUACUGUCUGUCUAUUGCAGAAGUGGUAUUCAUUCAAGAUAAUUCUACAGAUAAAGGACAAUAGAUGAACAGAGAUAAAAGAAUUUUGGAAUUU
Messenger RNA from Ruditapes philippinarum (Manila clam), 1006 nucleotides. RefSeq lists its product as uncharacterized. Lineage: Eukaryota; Metazoa; Mollusca; Bivalvia; Venerida; Veneridae. Bases 94 to 954 code for a protein of 286 amino acids. The record is from RefSeq and is a predicted model, not a curated record. The transcript is spliced from 2 exons.